AGCAGGAGAAACCAUCAGCUGUGUCACCGUAGCACAUCGGGAUCCCGCCGCGCUUACCGGACACGCAGCAGCCAUGACAGACAAGGAGGACCUGGUGCAGAAAGCCAAGUUGGCCGAACAGGCCGAGCGCUAUGAUGACAUGGCCGCCGCCAUGAAGGCUGUGACCGAGGAGGGUGGGGAGCUCAGCAAUGAGGAGCGCAACCUGCUCUCUGUAGCCUACAAGAAUGUGGUGGGUGCCAGGAGGUCAUCCUGGAGGGUGGUGUCCAGCAUUGAGCAGAAGUCCGAGGGCAGCGAGAAAGCCACCUUGGCUAAGGAGUACAGGGAGAAAAUCGAGAAGGAGCUGAGGGAGAUCUGCACCGACGUGUUGGCCCUGCUUGACAACCACCUGAUUCCUAAAGCCACACCGGCUGACAGUAAAGUCUUUUACCUGAAGAUGAAGGGAGACUACUACCGCUACCUGGCUGAGGUCGCCACCGGAGAUGACAAGACCGCCAUCAUCAGCAACUCCCAGGAAGCCUACCAGGCGGCUUUUGACAUCAGUUCCAGUGACAUGCAGCCCACCCAUCCCAUACGCCUAGGCCUGGCCCUCAAUUUCUCUGUCUUUUACUAUGAGAUACUGAACUCCCCUGAGAAGGCCUGCAAACUGGCCAAGACGGCCUUUGAUGAUGCCAUAGCCAUGCUGGACUCCCUCAACAGUGACUCCUACAAAGACAGCACCUUGAUCAUGCAGCUGCUCCGGGACAAUCUCACACUGUGGACAUCAGACGCCCAGGGUGAGGGAGAGGAGACGGAGGAGGGAACUGAGAACAACUGAGUCUCAAAUCUGUCCAUUUUUUUUUUUCAAACACACAAUUUUUUACCUCUCACCAGCCUAAGUUGUGUGUGGUUGUUUGUGUGUGCAUACAUGCACAGCUAUGUAUGUAUGUUUGCACUUCACUCUGUGUAUGUGUGUGCGUGUGUGUGUGUGUGUGUGUGUGCGUGCGUGCGUGUGUGCGCGUGUGUGUGCGUGCAUGUUCAGGUACACUGAAGUGUGUGUGCGUGUGUCUGUCACAGGAUGGGAUAAACUUGAUUGUUUAUAUUGAGCAUUACUCAUUGUGUGAAGCAACUGAUGUUUGACCUGAGUUUGUGGUUUAACAGGAAGCUGACAUGAAUCUCAGACCUAAUCGGGCCCAUCGUCUUCAGCCCGCUUCACUGUAGCGUACUGCUGCGUUAACAAAAAGGAAAAAGAUGUGGAACUCCAACUUUGGUGGUUGUGGUGGUUUUUAUGGUGGUAUCUUUACAGACAUGGAAAAAAUUGCUUAAAAGCCCAUAAAAUUAACAAAAAAAAAAGUUGUAAACCCUAGAGCUUUUCCGGUUGUUUUGAGAAGAUGCAAUUUCUUUUUUCUUUUAAUAUGACUGCCGUAUCCUAAAUAGCCAUCUGGUUUUCCCGAAUGUCAGAUGUGGUGAGGUGGUUUUAAUUCAAGGUCCCAUGAAACGGCGUUUAGAGCACCACAAACAUUUCAUUCGUAUAACUGAAUGAAACGAAAGUCGGGUGGGAUCAAUUUGAUUUUCUUACCUGGAUCAUGCAUCAAGACAGGCGGGUGGGAUUUUGUGAGGGUAGAGAGCUUGGUUUGACUCACAGCUAAUAAUGGCCGGCUAUUGGCUAAUUUCAAUUUGGUGGUAGAGAACACUCGUCUUUCUCUGUCUCCCUCCCAAUUCAUUAGACUGUUGUAUUUUGUUGUGUUUUUUUCUCUCCUAUUAUUUUUUUGGUGUAUGCCCGCAGUUGCAGGAUGGCGUGACUAAUAUACAAUUUGUCAUUUGUCAGGAAGAGAAAAACAUUCUUCUUUAAAUCACAGGAGGAUUUUUGUGUCGAUUUCUAGACCAUAGUGUCAAAUAGAUGUAAACUGAGUGCAGAUAAGCGGUAACAAGAAUGAAAAUACUCUUUGCAUUUCAUGGGAUCUUUAAGGAUACAAGAUUCAUGGGUCAGAUCACUGCACGUUUUGGCUAAGGGUAGGGGUCACGUUGGUUUUCAAGGGCACAAUAUGGCUGACGGUGGGUCACAACUGUUUUUAACUGACAUCUCUUCAGCUUGGGUGAAAUGGGAAUACCUUAUUUUCUUGUAUCAUGACAAAAAGGUGUAGACGACCUUAGAACAAAGUUAACUUGAUACAAUGGCUUGAUACUGUAACUUUAAUAUUUUAUCUUCUCAGCAGUGUGGCGAACACUUUGCCAUUUGCUUUCUGUGGUUACUUGCUAUUUUCUAUUGAGGUGGUUUGUAUUAAUUGUGUAUUUUAUCCCCCUUUUGCCUUUUGUUUUGAUACCUGGAAUGUACAUGGUUUUCAGUAGUAUGGGAGGUUAGGGUGGAGAGCGCUUUGGGAUUUGCAAUUUUUUUAUUAAUAUUUUUGCUUGCGUUAGGUAAUUUGCAGGUAUGUCUACUGAGGAAGUACAUGGUGGAAAGGCAAAUAGGAUUUUUAAAAGAUGCUACAAAUUGACAAAAAAGUAGCACUUUGGAGAAAGCCACACUACAACCUGAUUACAUACGAGUGGUGCCAACUUCUUAAAAUUAUGAUACUUAGUAAAAAAAAGAAAAGAAAAAAAAAGCUGGGGUGCAAGAUUUAACAUUCACAAAUGUUCAAAUUGAACACUUGAUUAUCUGUUUUGGUUACGUGCUUUCGUGUAAGUGGAAUUAAACAUUCUUAAAACCAAAUGUCACAUGUGUUUGCGAC
This is a messenger RNA of Lampris incognitus (smalleye Pacific opah), 2705 nucleotides long. RefSeq names its product 14-3-3 protein zeta-like. The record is from RefSeq and is a predicted model, not a curated record. The transcript has 6 exons. Gene Ontology annotation, cellular component: cytoplasm. Lineage: Eukaryota; Metazoa; Chordata; Actinopteri; Lampriformes; Lampridae. Bases 74 to 814 code for a protein of 246 amino acids. Gene Ontology annotation, biological process: signal transduction.